Chenopodium quinoa (quinoa) is the source of this 696-nucleotide messenger RNA. RefSeq lists its product as uncharacterized. The record is from RefSeq and is a predicted model, not a curated record. NCBI's taxonomy places the organism in Eukaryota, Viridiplantae, Streptophyta, Magnoliopsida, Caryophyllales, Amaranthaceae. The transcript has a single exon. The coding region runs from base 1 to 696 and encodes 231 amino acids.
AUGUCGAUGAGUGAUAAGAAGUUUAAUGAGACGAUGGCACACAACAAGAUGCUUGAAACCCAAAUCACUCAACUAGCCAACACUUUAAAAGAUUGUGCUAGCCCUUAUUCACUACCCUCUCAAGGAGUUGAUCCUAAGAAACCCGUUUAUUCUAUCACCACAAGGAGUGGAAAAGUGCUUGAAGAGAGAGUUUCUAGGAAUAGUGAGAAGGAUGAGAGGAAGAGUGAUUGUGACUCAAGUGAGGACAAAGAGAAAGAUGUGUCAAAGAGUGUGAGCAAAGAGGAAGUCCAUGAGAAAAAGAAGAGUGUUGAGAGAGUGCAAGAGGAAGUGAGAAAACCCGACCUUCCAUAUCCCCAAAAGUUUAUGAGGAACAAGUUAUAUGAACAAUUUGGGAGAUUUCUUGACAUGUUGAAGGAGGCCCAUCUUUCUAUCCCUCUCACCGAAGAUAUGACCCAAAUGCCUAGAUAUUCCAAAUUCCUUAAGGAUAUUUUAAGUGGCAAGAGAGAGUGCAAUGAGAUAGAUUCGGUAGAGCUUGGUGAGUGUUGUAGUGCAUUGAUUCACAAUGACCUACCAAAGAAGAUGAAAGAUCCGGGAAAUUUCUCUAUUCUUUGCAAGAUCAAGAGUAAGUUGUUUGAAAAUGCUUUGUGUGACUUAGGUGCUAGUGUUAGCAUUAUGCCUUACUCGGUGUUCGCUUAA